Messenger RNA from Notolabrus celidotus (New Zealand spotty), 4216 nucleotides. RefSeq names its product IQ motif and Sec7 domain ArfGEF 3b (gene iqsec3b). Bases 337 to 3732 code for a protein of 1131 amino acids. The record is from RefSeq and is a predicted model, not a curated record. The transcript has 15 exons. Gene Ontology annotation, biological process: actin cytoskeleton organization; regulation of ARF protein signal transduction. Gene Ontology annotation, molecular function: protein binding; guanyl-nucleotide exchange factor activity. NCBI's taxonomy places the organism in Eukaryota, Metazoa, Chordata, Actinopteri, Labriformes, Labridae.
CGCAUACAUCCUCAAGCGGCUAUCCUCCCCUCCUCCCUCCUGUCACAUCUGGAUCUGGCUUCUCUCAUCAGCACCACUCAGCGCAGUGGAAGAGAGACAGGGAGGGAGAGAGAGAGAGAGAGAGAGAGGGAGGGAAACGACCGGAGAGGCGGAUGCUAGCUUGGUCUGUGCAGCCUUAUCCACAACCUGGCAGAAUCAAGAAGAGGAGGGCGGAAGGACAUCUCACCUUCUCAUCCGCAUACACGGAUAUUUGGCAUACCCUCCUUCCUCCAUCCAUCCCUCAGCCCAGCUUCUUUUUUUUCUUCUCCCUCUCUCUUCCCUUCUCUACUCUUGAGUAUGAUGAGCUCCAGCCUGCUGGAAAACCCGGUGCAGGCGAUUUUGUACCUGCGGGAGCUCACCACCAUUGUCCAGAACCAGCAGAGUCUUAUCCAGACACAGCGCUCCCGGAUAGAGGAGCUAGACCGGCGGGUGGACGAGCUCAUCGGCGAGAACAGGCACCUGCGGGACGUCAGGAUACAGCAGCAGCAUCCUUACCAUCACCUCCAUCACCAUCACCACCACCCAGACCCCAGCUGUCUUCCUCAUCAUCAACCUCCUCCUCAGGACCCCCAGCUGAAGACUAGUGCCGGGUCUCCAUCGGACCAUGCAGCUGCACCAGGUCCAGCACAGGUCGAGGUGGCUCCGAGUGUCCUGCCAUCGCCUCCUCAACCUAUGGACCCGGGAGAUAUGCAGCUUGUCCCGGCCGACCCGUCCGCUGUUUCCCCAGAUGAAAGUGACCCAGAAAACGGACGAAGUUCUCCCAGCUGCCGUUCUUUGGUUCCGUUGACCCCUACAACAACCCUCUGUCGAUCUUUGGCCCUCGCUAGGAAAUCAGAGAGUGAGACAAUUCUGCAUCAGUUCUGCUGCCCCGCCCCUGAACAUCCAGAGGUGGACACCACUGGCUCGUCUGGCGGACAGAUGCUGAGCCUGGAGGAUGGAACAUCCUCUGGCGGCGGACAUGAAGUGGAGGGGACCAAGAGAGAGGGGCCCAGCGAGUAUGAAAUCAGCCUGGAGAAUAAAAACAAACAGAUAGAGGAGCUGGAACAGAAGUAUGGAGGCCAUCUCAUAGCGCGGAGGGCAGCCCGUCGUAUCCAGACAGCCUUCCGACAGUACCAGCUCAGCAAAAACUUCCAAAAGAUUCGUAACUCUCUAUCGGAGAGCAAACUGCCCCGCAGGAUCUCUCUGCGUCACCCCAGCCCUUCCGGACGAAACAGGAAUGCAGCCCAGAGACACAGUUAUUCCCUGCAUCCAGGAACUGGACAGAUACCUUUACGCUCCAAAACUCCUCCACCGCCCCCCUGUCGCUCCACCUCUCUGCCUCCCUCUCCUGCUUCUGCCCCCACAGCUGCUCCCUCUCUUGCCCCUGGCCCAGUUCCACCUCAAACUCCUUCACAAACUCUCACACAGCUUGAAGACUGCUUCUCUGAACAGCUUCACUCCUUGGCUGCAUCAAUUGAUGAUGCUCUACGUGGUUGGAGUUUAUCUGAGAGUGGAGAGGGUAAGGGGCUACUGAUGGAUCCUGGGGCUCUACGUGCAGCUGCUGAGAGCGCCUGUCUGCCCCGAAGCGCCAGCUCGCUGCUCAUGGCCUUCAGGGACGUCACUGUUCACAUCGACAGCAAUAGCUCUUACACUAUCUCCUCCGCAACCACCACAACAACCACCACCUCUCUAGGCAACACAGGCGGGGGACAGCCCGGCAGCAGGAAGACUUCUGUCAGCGGGAUGGUCGGAGGAGACGGACUGUUAUCGGAGGAGCUAGAGUUUCCUGCACCUCCACCAAGUGAGGAACUGGAAAUGGCUGAUCCAGGAUCCAGGAGGGGUUCGGCGGUGCCAGCUCCAGGAGGAUUAGGGGGAUUCGAGGGGGACUUUGGCUCAGACAGGCUGGGCUCUACCUCCACGUCUACCUCUACCUCCACGUCUGUUUCCACCUCAGUCCAGUCUAACCAGCAGCCUGCUCAGAUUUACACUCAGUACCAGCAGUAUCACUACACUCAUCCUCAGCAGAUCCCUGGGGGGCCUAGCCCUGAGGCCCUACAGGCACUGGUCGUGUCUCUGCCAAGGGACCGCUGCCAGGAUCCAGCCUCAUGUAGAUCUCCAACCCUGUCCACGGAUACACACCGCAAACGCCUGUACCGUAUAGGACUCAACCUCUUCAAUGUGAACCCAGAGAGAGGCAUCCACUUUCUGAUCACGCGUGGCUUCGUCCCGGACACGGCAAUCGGAGUGGCUCACUUCCUGUUGCAGAGGAAGGGUCUGAGCAGACAGAUGAUUGGAGAGUUUUUGGGAAACAGCAAGUUACAAUUUAACAGAGAUGUCCUGGACUGCGUUGUGGACGAGAUGGAUUUCUCAGGCAUGGAGCUGGACGAAGCCCUGAGAAAGUUCCAGGCUCAUGUUCGUGUUCAGGGGGAAGCACAGAAAGUGGAGAGACUCAUCGAAGCCUUUAGCCAGAGGUACUGUAUGUGUAAUCCUGAUGUGGUGCAACAGUUCCACAACCCAGACACCAUCUUCAUCCUGGCCUUCGCUGUGGUCCUCCUCAACACAGACAUGUACUCACCCAACAUCAAACCACAGCGUAAAAUGGGGCUCGAUGAUUUCAUACGCAACUUAAGAGGUGUGGAUGAUGGAGCAGACAUCCCCAGAGAGAUGGUUGCAGGCAUUUAUGAAAGAAUCCAACAAAGAGAGCUCCGAUCCAAUGAAGACCAUGUGACCUACGUGAGCCGUGUGGAGCAGUCCAUCUUGGGUCUGAAAACUAUACUUGCCGUGCCGCAUAGACGGCUGGUGUGCUGCUGUCGUCUCUUUGAGGUGCCUGAUGCCAACAAGCCUCACAAACAGAAACUAUCCCAGCUACAGAGAGAGGUCUUCCUCUUCAAUGACCUGCUGCUUGUCCUGAAGCUAUGUCCCAAGAAGAAAAGCUCAGCCUCAUACACCUUCUGUAAAGCUAUGGGUCUUCUGGGAAUGCAGUUUCACCUCUUCAGCAAUGAGUACUACGCCCAUGGCAUCACCAUGCUGAGCCCGUUUACCUCAGAGAAGAAGCAGUUGGUGAGCUUCUGCUCCCCAAGCGGAGAGGAGCUCAGGAAGUUUGCAGAGGAGCUCAGAGAGGCCAUCACGGAGGUUAACGAGAUGGAGCAGAUACACAUACAGUGGGAAUUAGAGAGGCAGCAAGGCAUUCAGCACGGCAUACAUACUAAUGGUGGACAAUUGGACGCACACACAGGCUCACCCUCAGGCCAACAGGAUCCAUAUGAUAAAACUGGAAACAACAACACAGUUGAGGUGUCAAUUCACAACAGGCUGCAGACCUAUCAACUGAGCCAGCCCAGCAUUGAGUCUACACCUCUGGCCCUGGCUGCUCCACCUGCCCUCCUCAGCCCGGUCCAAGCCGGAGAGCUCCGUCCAGAAACACUGAUCCAAUGCCAGCAGAUUGUCAAGGUGAUUGUGGUGGACCAAAGCGGGCGAGGGCGGAUGGAGGCCUUCCUCAGUCAAGGCCCUGCCGCCCAUCAGCUCAUCCAGUCCGCCCUGUCCACACCUGUGCGCGUCAGAGAGGGGGACGGCCCUCAACCCCCUUUGCCACCUCCCCCUCCACCUUACAACCACCCUCACCAGUUCUGCCCACCUGACUCACCCAUGCCCCUCCACCACACCAUGCCUCUCGUCCGCAGGCGCAACUCCAGCGGCUCCCGAAGCAUCGUCUGAGUUGAAGUUUGCUCUGUGAACCCAGAGGGCCAGAUGCAGCCCUCACAUUCACUCCAAACACAGACAUGCUGUAGCACGAGUGGACUCACUCUGAAUUUCAGAUAAAAGAAAAGGAGUCAUGAAUAUACUGUAUGCAUCACACAAAGGGACCAGGGAAAAGAAAAAUAACAGGAAUCUACUCAUAGUCCUGACUGAAUGGUGGCUUCUGAACAUGGAGUGGUUUCUGAAAGACAACUUUUCUUCUUUCUUUUGUCUCCCAACAUUUCAACCAGUAGCUGAUUGUGUUGUCUUUUUAGAUUUCACACUCUUUACGAGAUGUGGUGACUUUACAUUUUUAAAUGUCACUUGUCCUCCAAUCAUGUCUCUGAGCUCUGACUGAAACAACGGAUGCUGGCAGCCCUGAAAGGACAAAGGAUUGCUUUGAAUAUGACUGAAAAUAUAAUUUCUUUUCUUGGGUUUGGUUUUUAUUACAAGUGGGAAACAA